Messenger RNA from Aureobasidium namibiae CBS 147.97, 708 nucleotides. RefSeq names its product 26S proteasome non-ATPase regulatory subunit 9. The record is from RefSeq and is a predicted model, not a curated record. Gene Ontology annotation, molecular function: protein binding. The transcript is spliced from 2 exons. Bases 1 to 708 code for a protein of 235 amino acids. NCBI's taxonomy places the organism in Eukaryota, Fungi, Ascomycota, Dothideomycetes, Dothideales, Saccotheciaceae. Gene Ontology annotation, biological process: proteasome regulatory particle assembly. Gene Ontology annotation, cellular component: cytoplasm; nucleus.
AUGAACGAUAUACACGCACCGACAGUCGCAUCGGGCCCCAGUAGCACACAGGCGAAUGGCGCAGAAAGAGAGAAAUUGUCGUUGCCAGAGCUCAUUGCUGAGAAGGAUCGCGUCUGGAGCGAACUGUCCGCACUGGGUUCAGUCCUAGACAGCCAUGGAGUCAACAUGAGCACUCCUUUGACCACAUUCGAUGGCUACCCUCGUCCCGAUCUCGACAUUGCCCAGAUCCGCACAACACGCGCCCGUAUUAUCCCUCUGAAGAACGACUACAAAGAUUUGAUGGCUCGUAUCGAGAAGGCUAUGCACGCACACUGGGAGAAUGCCGCUGCAGCACCACUACCGCCACCAUCGGCGGUAGCAGCACGACCCUCAGCCCAGACUACUGAAGCAGCAGCACGAAGCUCGCGCGUCGCAUUGGAAGCACCCUUUGCCAAGGUCAAUAGUGUUGUCGCGUCAUCACCAGCAGCCAGAGCAGGACUCAAGCCUGGCGACAAAAUCACAAGAUUUGGAGAUGUGGAUUGGAUGAAUCACGACAAGCUGAGCAAGGUAGCCCAGACGGUACAGCAGAGUGAGGGUGUUGGCAUCACGGUCAAAGUCAUCAGGCCUGCUGCGACAGGUGCUGGCGAGCAGAGACUGGAGAUGCAGCUCACACCGCGACACAACUGGGGAGGAAGGGGCAUGUUGGGCUGUCAUCUGUUGCCUCUGUGA